CUAGAAACGAAAGGAGACGAUAGGUGGAAUAACGGUUUUACUGUUGUUUUUAUAUAUUUUGUUUUAUUUGUGUAUGUUAGAAUGUCAAUUUGAUUUAAAAAAACAAUUCUCAAAAAUAUGGAUUAAUCUUUUAAUUCUGCUCUAUAAUGCUUACGAAGGUGAUUCAUUAGUGAUUUUGUAAUUCUGAAUAUGGAUUGAUUUGCAAUGCCAACAAUCUAAAUUAGUUAACACUUUUUGAUUUAAACGUUUUUGUUAUUUGAUUUUCUCAAGAAUACGCUCGUAUGCUGUCUUUGAGGACGUCUAAAUGAUUAGACAACUGUUUAGAAAAAAUCGGUUCACUUACAACGAAUAGUAGUUGUAGUUUUUACAAAUAUUGAUUGAAUUAGGAAGUUAGUAGAACACUUCACUUUUAAUAACAACGUUCUGUUUUUAAGCAUUAUCAAUUGAUAUCGUCAGUUAGCUCAUGGAUUUAAAAAUAAUUUCAACUUAGUUAUUAUAUUUCAAACACAAAAAACAAUGCUCUCUUAUCACAAUAAAAAAAAAACGUUACUACGGCACCUACUUUCUGUACUUUGAUGAAUUACUAAGGUUGAAUAAGACGAUGUUACUUCUCUGCUUUAUUGUUCACUUAACGUUAAUUUAUUUAUAACCUACGUCCCGUAUUUCAUCACGACUCGCAAUAACUUUAAGGUGUUCACUGAAUAUAUUGCUAAAAGCUUCAUCGUUCGAUGAACUUAUUUCUUCUGAAUUUGACCUAUGUUUUGUGCGCGUCCUCCUCAUUUGAAGUCUGAAACACGACUGCCACGAAACUCAUUCAACAAGCUGAGAGGAUGUGGGCGGGGCGUGCGGGACGCGACGUCAUUGGGCAAACGGCCGCCGCGCAAUAAUGGCCGCCAACGCAUUCCGCCAAUGAGCAGCGCGCGAGCUGAACGCGCGGUCCGUCCGGCGACCGACGCGACGUUGCCAGCUUUUCCGAAAAAAAAUACCAGAUUCGACCUUCUUAGGACUCCCGUUUUUUUUUGUUUAGCGCGUUAUCAUUCGGUAACGUGUACUGGGGACCUUAUCCGUUUGUGAAAUGGUGCUCGCGGUUCGAAGGUGGAUUGCUCGUGUUGUGUUUUAGUGUACUAUGGUGUGGUCGACGCCAUCGGGAGAGGUGUUGAUAGACAUCGUCACAAGGCCCGGGCAGACGGAUCACGGGCACGGCGGCGGCGCGCUGGCAUACGGCGGCAAGCCGGCCGGCGCGGUGGUGGCGCCGCCGCAGCCGCGCGCGCCUCCCGCGGCGUACGCGCAGCCCUACUCGCCCGCUCUGCGGCUGCACCAGCCCGGCUAUGGCUCCGCCGCACUUACAUUCAGGGAUGGCAGCGGCUACGUCCGUAGCGGUGGCGGCGGCGGCGGCGGGGGCGGCGAGUACCGCGGCGGGCGGGUGUCGCUGCUGGGCGGUGCCUACCUGCCAGCGCCGCAGCCGCAGCCGCAGCACCCGCCCGCCGCGGAACCGCCGCCCUUCAAGAAGAUCCGCUUCGGUGUCGAUCGACCGCCCCCCACUCCUAUGUCCUUGCAUCAGCCGCUCAGAGUCGAUACUAGGGAGUCGGUGAACUCGUAUAAUACCGUGGAGCUCUCACCCAACCCGCCUUCGGAGCCCACGGUGGAAGACCAGAGCUUUCGCACCACCAAGGAUGACCUGCUGCAACAGAUAUCCAAGGUGGACCGCGAGAUGGCGUUGUCUGAGGCUACACUAUCGAAGCUCAAGAAAAAGCAGGAGGAGCUGGAGCAGACGGCUUCCAAGCCAGCCCGAGCCGAAGAACCUGAGGAAGCGGUGCCGAGGCAUAGGAGUCUGGCACAGUGUGUCUACGCGGACAAUAGAAAGAAGGCGAUGUGCGCUCACGCCGCCGUUUCCCAUUUGGGCCCGGCGGUGCAAUGGCCUCUCUACAAUCAGCCUCAAGACGCGGCCCCCUACCACGACAAUAUUCGUAAACAUCGCGCCUUCCGCCGUCGCCUCGCCGCGCACAUACAUCGCCUAAAGAGGGAAGCUGCUAAGCGAGAAGAGAUGUUAGCAGAAGCGUACAGCUCACGUGCAGCAGAGUGGUUAAGAAGGGUAGAGAGGAUAGAACAAGGGCAGAAGAGGAAAGCAAAGGACGCCAGAAAUCGAGAGUUCUUCGAGAAGGUAUUCCCCGAGUUAAGAAAGCAGCGGGAAGAACGCGAGCGUUUCAAUCGCCUCGGGGCCCGAGUUAAAUCCGAAGCUGAGCUAGAAGAAAUAGCUGACGGUCUCCACGAACAAGAACACGAGGACAAGAAAAUGAGGUCGUUGACCGUCGUGCCGCCGCUACUGAGGGACCCAAGGGACCCCACGCCCAAAUACAUUGACACUAACAGACGGUGUAUGGAUAUGGAGGCGGAACACAAAGGACUGCAGAACAGGAACGUUUGGUCAGCGGCCGAAAGAGAAGUGUUCCGGGAGAAAUACUUACAGCAUCCCAAGAACUUCGGACAGAUCGCCUCCUUCUUACCCAGGAAAAGUGUCAGAGAUUGUGUCAGGUUCUACUACCUAUCAAAGAAGGCGGAGAACUACAAGCAGUUACUCCGUAAACCUCGGCAGCGCCGCUCGGCUCGGAACCCGGCGCGGGCGGCCCCGGAGCCCGACCUGCCCGCCGGCGUCACCACGCGCCUGCAGCGCUCGCAAGGCGCAACACAACGCACGACUGACAAGGAGCCGAGCAUAGAAGAAGGGCUGGGGUGUAUACUACCCCCAGCCGCCCCUGCGCCCGCGCAUCCAGCACGGACGGAGCUGAUCCGUACGCCGCCUUUGAUCCCGUCGCCGCCGCCGGCGUCAUCGGCGCCCGGCGGCGGGGCCAGCAGCGACCCGGUGCCGACCACGCCGCCGCCGCUCGAGCUCACGCCGGACACGCCGCUACCGCCGCUGCCACCCAUGCCGCCCCCCAGUGGGGACGCCGGGCCUGGAGGCACUGCAUCUCCGUCGAGCGUGGCAUCUCCCCUCCCCCCGGGCGGCAGUACGACGAUGGUGCCGUCAGCGGUGGCAUCCAUACCCACGCCGCCCACGCCCACGCAGCCGCCCACGCCAACACAGCCGCCCACGCCGGAGACAGCGAUGACGGAGCGCGUGAGCACGCCUUCGAGCGUGAGCAGUACCCCAGCCGUAACAACCACACCUACUCCACCCGUAACCACAGUCGCUGCAUCCACUUGUUGCGCUGUAUGUGGUGGACCAAAUGCUACCAGGGCAGUCUCCAGAGCGAGAGCUACCCACUAUGGUUUACAAGAAGAAUCGGCAGGUGCUAGGGUGUGCGAGCCUUGUCAUUGCCGAUGUGUCCGGUCCCGGUAUACUCGGUGUCCGGUACCUACUUGUCCUGGGCCUCGAGUCAGGGCGAAACGGUUAAGACACCUCCCGCCAAGAUGGCACGAUCUCAGUUUAGAAUUGAAGAGGCCGCUUAUGGACGAAUUCCAGAUUCCGAGUGAGUUGAGCAAAUGCUGCCUAGCCUGCCUGAAGCGUAUAACGCGUCGGUUAGAGACGGUGGGCGAGGGAACCACGGAACCGUCUGAGGAGGAGGUGUCCCGGUUCAGAUCCUUACUGAGGGAGCAUGGUACCGCGUGGGAUCGAGCCGCGGCCGCCUGUGGCAGGUCGCCCGCUGCUUUGAAGGCGUUUUAUUUUACAUACAGGAAAAAGCACCAGCUCGAGUCCUGCAUCACGAGUAGUAGUUUAGAGCGUUCGACGCCCAUUCGUUCUUCCUCCGAAGAGAGCGGUAGUUCAGGGGCGGGCGAUUCGUCUAGCGGGGAGCAGGGCCCCGCGCCGCCCCCGCCCGGGCCCCGGACAGACGCGGCCGCGCCGAGAAGAGCUAGACGCGACGAAUACGACUCGUCGGCGACGGAGACGGCGGAUGAGGAGAGCGAGCCCAGUGCUAAGAUACUACCGCCCACAUCGCUACCCCCAGUGAGCGUAGUAUCGUCAGCACCGGCCCCUACACUCAUAUGUAGCUCCAGUACAGUCAGCAGCGUAGUUACCACGCCCACAGUUUCCGGCGUGGCCACAGUUACCGGCGUAACCGGCGUGACCGGCGUUACUGGCGUCGGAAAUAGUACGGCGGCGUUAGUGUCAAGAAACGGCCCCGCCGGCACGCCGCUUACUGUCAGAGACGUGGUUUUAAACAUGAUUGAGAUCAGUUUGACGAAGAAUAAUCAAGCCACACCGCCGCAGCCUAAGCCACAUCAAUUAAAAGUUACAUCAACGUCAGGCAACAGGGAAUCGCUAGCAACACUGAGCGUUGUAAACAGCACGCAUAGCGCGCGAAGUUCGCCGCGGUCCCCUCAACGCCCAGCCACGAUCACGCCGUUGCAGCCGUUGCAACCGUUGCAAGAUGGCGUCGUCGUGCUACACAUCGAGCCCCGUCCGGAACCGUUGCUUGAUCUCAGCGUGAAGCGGCCGAGACAUGAGUUGGCGUUCCCUCCGCCUAAUAAACCGCCGUAUCGAAACAACGACUAUCCCCCAACACCGUACCGAACAGCCGAGAGAGAAUCGCCAACCCAAUACAACUCUAAACCUAAACAGACGCAACAAACGGCCGCACCUAGGCCUCAACUCAAACCGGCGGCCAACCCAAAGGGGUCCAUAACGUUAGGCACUCCGGUCGAGGGUAGAUUUGAGCCCAGAAGGACCCCGGAGCCUAAAGGGGGCUCCAUAACGGCUGGAACUCCGGUACAUCAUGAUAAGAGGGCGUUUGACUUCUAUAAGAGGCGGAGUCCUAGCGGACCGUAUUACACUGGAGCCCCGCCCCAACAGAGACCGCAUUCGCCUAACUAUUCACCUCAGCAACAAAGCACCGGCUCCGGCUACUCCCGCAGCCCGUACGGUAUAGAACAACGUCAGAUCAUAAUGGCGGACUUCAUCACCUCGCAGCAGAUGCACGGCGGCGCCAGAAGGGGGGUGGAAAGGGAGAACUCCCCUCCACCAGGGGCGGCUUACAGGCGGGAGCCUGUCAUACAGAGAUACCCGCAUCAACCGCCCCCACCACCUCCCCCGCCGGGUCACGAGGCGUUCACGUCGCUGGUAGACGUGGCAUCAGCGGCGUCCGCUCUGCCGGUGCCGCGAGCGCCCGAACAGAAACCCGAACCCAAGACCUCGCACGUGCAGCACCAGCAGCACUCUGCGCACGGCCCGCAACCACACGACAUCAGAUUGCAAGACAGACUGCAACGAGACAUGGCGAUAGCACAGAAGUACCAUCAACAACAUUUACAAUAUCAAGUCUUAGAAAGAGACAGGAGAGCGCAGCAAGCGCAAUAUUUGGAAAGGGACCGACAAAUAGCGUUGCAACAGAAUAGAGAUCGUGAACGAGCGAUGCAAGCGUUACAAGAGCGGCACGCGGCCGGAGAGCAUUCCCAUCACGCGCAGAUGCACGAGCGACACCAUCUGCAGCAUCCGCAGGUGGUAUCGAGUCAGGAAAGCGAGCGACGGAUGGCGUACACGCAACACAAACAACAGCAUCGUGCUCAAACGCAUCUAAUCGACAGGAAAGAUGGCCGUCCCCCAGUAGCAGUCAGCGUGGCUAGCAGCGGCCCUUUGCCUAGCGUAGCAGUGGGGGCUCCAGUGGGGGCGGGGGCUCCGGCGGGCGCGGGGGCUCCAGCAGUAGCGGGGGCCGGGGUGGGGGCGGGGGCGGAGGGCAGGAGGCCCGGGGAGGGGACUCUCACCGCGGCCUCGCUCAUUGAUGCGAUAAUAACGCAUCAAAUAAGCCAGGCUACGGACACGCAGAGAUACCCGACCCUACGCGAGUGCGAUAACGGCGCCCCCAACCAAUCGCAAGGCGAUCGGGAUCGUUCCACGUGCGAACGACCCGAACGACCGGAACGACCCGAAAGACCGGAACGACCCGAUCGACCUGAAAGACAAGAAGACCCGCAGCACACAACUAGCAUAAAGCUGGGAGAUCUCGCCUCAAAUAUUAUUACCAGGGACUUUUGCAGUCCCACUGCUGCGCUUGUACAUCAUAAUAACCGUUUCGCCGUAUCCACGUCGGAGGGGUACAGCACGGGCGGGGCCACAGUACAGGCAGGCCCACAGGCGGGGGCGGGCUCACAGGCUGUAGCGGGCUCACAGGCGGUAGCGGACGAAUGGAAGAGACGGGAGGCGCCCAAGCAUGCCCCUUAUUUAGUGGAGCCGGUGUCGCCGCCUGACAACCAUCACGCUAAUAGAAGCAACAGCAGUCGUCGUUACAGCGGCGCGGGCGGCGUUCUAACCGCCUUCGACUACGUCACCAACCGCAUCGUUGAAGUGAUGCGAUCCGACGCUGACGAACGAGCGAAACCGCCGGCUUUCCCUACUGCAUACGCUUACCCUUAUUCAGCACUCAAUGUUCCCGCUGACGCAGGCGGCAGUAGCAGCACCUCCGUAGGAGUCGGGGUAGGGGUCGGAGUUAACGUAAACCCCCCCUCGGGUACCGUAGGCGUGUCCGUAGAACCUGCGCCCUUAAUGUCUUCGCAAUACGAACCACUUUCCGACGAGGACUGACCCCCCCGGGCCCCGCCUAGACCACCGCAACCGCCCUCCUAGCGGCGACGACGGUCCGUCAUACGACGCACGCCUACGAACGACACUUAAAAUAAACAAAGAAGAGAAAAAAACGUGGCUGUACACGGCAUUGUGCCUUUGCCUGAUGACGGAAAAUGGAAAAUUUUCAAUGGCUGUAUGCAUCGCCUUUGCCCGGCAUUCGAUAACGAGUUUUUGUAGGAAACGAGGAUAGAGGCUGAAUGAAACCUGCGCUUUAUCGAUUACAAUCUCAGCAAUUACAAGGUUGAGAAAAACUCUUACAUACAGCCUUUACACGAUAAAAGCGUGAAGGCUUAACGAAUCUGAAGUUUUACUAAACAAAACCGAGAACUAUUAUAAAUCAUGAGAAGUAAAAUCAAAACUAUGCAUGAAAUGGCACGAAUUAGUUGAGGAACUGAUUCGAUGCAUGAUGGAAUCACGAAAAAGAAUGAACACAGGCAAUGAAACUUUCAAAUUAAAGUUGAGAUUAUGGUAUAAAUGAAAUAAAUAUGUAAAAAGAAACGAAAACUGAGCGAUUUUAUUGACUGAGCUUAACGCUUGAGUGGCAAUGCUAAAUAUAGGAGAAGCAACGAACGCUUACAGGAAACGUUUUAUUGUGAUGCAACUUGGGAUAUAUCACUUUGAAGUGAUAAGUGUAAACAAGCUUUUAUGCUAAGUUAUCGCAAACAAAAGUGCUUAUAAAUAGGCAAAAUGACAAAAACUUAUUCUUAUUGUGUACUUGAGGAAUUCUCCAUAUUGUGAACAAAUCAUGUGUGAAUAGUGAGAAAGUGCAAAUAUGAAAACACAAAACUGUGAAUUUUAAGUUAAAAUAAAAACUUUUCUAUUAAUCUAUAAAUAAUUAUUAUGAACUUGAAUUUAUCAUUCGAAAAUUUAAACAACGACUAAAUUUAAUCAGCAAUCCUCUUAAUUAUGGUAAUAACAAUUGUUAAUUAAAUAAAUUUGAUCAAAGUGCAGUAUCCAGCAUUAGUACGGAGAGCAGUGAACUACGGACAGUUGAUUGUAAUCAUGACGGACAACAGUCGAUCGAUACCAUAACGCAUUUGGAGUGUUUAACACUGAACUAUUCAUAAAAACAGGGAUAUAAUGCAUUCGAUGUGUUGUGUUGAGCUUUAAGUGUAAACUGGUGCCGGAAACAAAGAAACCGCAUACCCCAGUGGUUGCAAUUCUGUGGCUUGUGCAUAUUGCUCAGUGAACACGGUAAAACAUAAAUGUACAGUCAUAACAUGCAAAGUAAAUUUGAAUUUCUUUUAAUACAAUAAUUGAUGAUAAAUAGCCAGUGGUGUCUUAAUAUUUUGUUCUAUAAUGCUCAUAUUAUGUGAGCUUAAAAUGUUAUAAGUAUUCCGUGUUUCACUUGCAAUAUCCACUGUCAACAUAAUAGUAAUUUUGUAUGUGAUAAAUUAUAAUGUCCAUUGCCUUCAGCUGUCUUUUGAUAUUUGUAAACUUUAUGUAAUAGACUGACCAGAUGUCUAGUGUUGUGCUUGAUCAUGAAAUAAUAACGAUAAAAAAUUUUGAAUACCAGUGAGCAAUUUUUUUUAUUUUUUUUCUUGCUUCAAUUGAAAAUGUCAGUGAAAUUGAUAAAAAGAAUUAAAUACUUAGCUUAUUAUAAAUAUUUGUCAGAAAACUGAGUACUUUUCUUAUUUAUCGAUAAUGGUAAAAUGAGCUAGCACCUCACUAGUCAGUGUAAUAUGUAAUUAAUAAUGUUGUUAAAAAAUAUACAAAUAACCAAUGUACGUAUUUUCAAUGGACUUUUGACAGAAGUGUGUGAUGUUUUUUUAAUGAUGAACCUAUGAAAGAUCGACCUAUCUGCAUAGUUUGUGAAGAACACGCAUCUUUUUGUUGAAACCUUAUGAUAAUUAGGUGUGUAAAUGAAUUAAUCUGUUAACUAAAAAGAGUGACCCGACCGACGCGGCCAGAAGGGGAGUCGCCAUUGUGACACAAUACCACUGAAAUCAUUCUGCCACUUUUUGCGGGAGGAGGAAUAUGUACACAAAUGCAGUCUAACAUACUCCCGCAAAAAAACCAAUUGUAUUUAAGACACACACAUAAAAAAUUACAACACUAAGGCCCGUAUUAUAGAAAGACUAGCAAACCAGUGAACCAAAUGUUUACCAAAACCUGAUUUCUCGAAAACCGGAAGUGCUACGUUACUCAAAUCCGGUUUGUAGUCUUAUCAGACUAUUCUUAACUUAUAACUUAAAUAUUCUCUUUAUCUAUCUCUUACGGUUUGGCUGCUGAAACAGCACCACAGACAGACGGACGGACUUGUCUAAUAGAUAAGAGAUUCUCAGUGACUGAUCUAGUCUUGAGCAUAGUUAGAAAGGGAUGUCGCUAUAUAUAGCACAUAGCGAUAUCCCUUUCUAACUGUACCCAAGUAAAGAUCAACACUUGGUUGUCAUUCUGUAAUACGGGCCUUAAUCGUGCUUAAAUGAAACUUAAGAUUUAAAUAAAACAAGUUUCAGCAGUGCAGAUGCACUGCUUUGUUUGUUUAAGACAUUUCGCAUCCUUUUCAGGCUGCAUCGACAGAAUUAUGUUUUUAUUAAUAAUUGUUUUAUUUAAUAAGUGGUGUGCGUAAAACCUAAGAAACAAAUAACUUUUAAUAAUAAUUUUUUUUGACCAAUCUGAAAUUUGCACUGGCAUGGCGAGUCGAUUGGUUUGUCAAACAAGUACGAAGAUUGAAUUUCUGUAAAAUAAUAUUUAUUUACUGUUUAAAAGUGAUUACAUUUCUAUACAAUCACUUUAUAUUAUUAUUCUUUCUAUAAUAUGUGUAUAAUUCUACUUUCAUGUGAAAUGUAACAACCAUACUUUUUUAAGUUUGAUGUUGCAUAUCUGCUUUACUCUGCUUACUGAAUAUUUUGGCAUUUUAUAUGCUCUGACUACACUCUCGCGACUUGACUCAGUCUAGUGAAAUAUCCGAGUGCAACUUAGUUUAGUUUUGAAGCUGACCCAACAGCGGGGGAAAAUCGACAGAGGGGAACGCUGUGAAUGCCCACUCCCCUAUUGGCCGCAUCGGCCGCGUUGCUCUAUGGUUAACUACAGCUGUAUUUACUGCGUCUCUGUUUGCUAGAAUCAUUACAAAGGUUAAUGCAUAUAAUUAAAUUAGUGCAUUUCUUUUUCCGUUCAUAAAAAAAAUAAGAUCGGUCGACUUUUUCAUGUCCAUUUGUAAAUCGGAAGGUACAUUGAAGCAUAAAUUGAACAUAGUUGUCUGUCACACAAGCAACUCGGUAGCGGUUCCGUUGAGACACACGGUGAUAAAAAAAACUGUUUUUUUUCUAUUUUUUUUUGUAUACUUUAUCCAGUCUUCCAUUGAUCACUGAUGUGACAGAAGGUAGGCUAGGGGUUACCGUGCGACUUCGUCCAUAAUACUUAUGUAGCGUCACUUAGGUACUAACUUGUACAUUGUGUAUAGCCAGGCCCGGGCUUUGUACAGAGCUAGCCCGCUCGGACACUUUUGUAAGAUUUAUUAUUAUUAUUAUUAUUUGUAAAACUAUGGAAUUCGCUGUGGCGCCGCGGUUAUUUCCUUAGUAUAGCGCGUAGUCGAAUUUAUCAAUUUACCUUGUACAUAGCUCUUAUGAUACGUCGUAGCGACGUCCGAGCCGCGACCUAUAAAUAUAUAUAUAUAUUUAAAUAUAAUAUGUAUCUAUAUCUAUACAUUAUGUAAUAUGUAAACUCGGAUCUAAAGUUCACGAUAAAUUAUAUAUAUACAUAUGUAAAAGUGUAUGGUUAUUAUGUAAACACUGUGCAUUUGUAAUUAUGUAGAAGUUAGUUAAGGUUUAAUGAUAGUGGUUUAAUUUUUUAGUUUUAAGCUCGGCGCCGGCCGGCGUGCAAACGCGGACGCCUGCACCGCCACGGACGGUCUAUUAUUAUAAUUACACUAUUAUUUUAAUUAAAUACUUAUAUACACAGUGAAUUUUGAGUUACCCGCGAUUCUUAAAAGUCGUGUAAAUUAACAUAGUGCGAUCAGUUAUAAACAGUUACCGUACUACAUCCAUCAUAUAAAAAUAUUGAUAUUAUAUUGUUUACAAAAUAUUAUCCGAAUAAAGUGCGCAGAUUCUAUAAGUAGUUCUAUUUGAAUCCAUUUAAAACAAUUAAAAUGGUUUCAUAAUUACACAGAAAUAGUGAGUUAACAUGAAGAAGUUUUGGGAAAAAAUAAAUAAUUUCAGUAUCUAAAUCAUUGUCCGAAUAAGCUGGUAAAGUUUCUUAGUUAACUCAAAAUUCACGGUGUAUAUAUAAUUCUUUCUUUUGUACUUUAUAAUUAGCUCAAAGAGUUAAAAAUUUCAUGAUGUGAUCGCGAGUCGCUAGAUAAUUGUGAAUAGUUGUUUAGUAAGAACAGGCGUCGUCGUCAAACAAAAUGACGACUGUAAUUCUCUUUACAGGUAUAAUAAUAUGAACGUAAUAUGAUAAACUUUUCUUUCAUAUUGAAAGCUUUGUUUCGAGAUUGGUGUAGUGUAGUGGCUGGGUGUUGAUGGCGCGCGGGGCUCCGGAACGGUGCAGGCUGUCCGCGCCGCGUGUUACUUUCUUUUUUGUUUUGUAAAUGUUUUUUCGAAGUUAAUGUAAACACGACUGAUUAAAUUAACACGAGCGAGGGGCGCGGCGGCCGCCGGUCCGCUCUCGACAUUGUGAUUUCUUUAUAAAAAAAAACUGUAAUGUUAUUGUAAGUAGCCGAAAGAAAAAGAUAAUCCUUGUAAGUCCGAUCAUAAAUAAGCGAAAACAAAGUUCUGGGAGGACAAAUCAAUAAAUAAGAUGCAAAUCUA
Chilo suppressalis (striped riceborer) is the source of this 11304-nucleotide messenger RNA. NCBI's taxonomy places the organism in Eukaryota, Metazoa, Arthropoda, Insecta, Lepidoptera, Crambidae. The record is from the annotation of a GenBank genome assembly.